AUCAUUCUGCUUAUUCUCACCUUAUAUCUUCCCGCUAUCAAGGGAAUAAUCGGAUAUGAUUGCGGUUCAGCUUCAUCCAACAUAACCACCGUAUCGCUUCUCACUAUCGAAGAAUGCGACAUACCGCCACAGAAGGUCAACUCCACCAAAUUAAAAUUGCAAUUAUUGCAAGCCAACGAUUUCCAUUCUGUAAUGGUAAGACAAUGCAAGAAUACAGUGCAACGGUAAAACUUAACGCCAAUCAAGUGGUGCUCAGAUCAGGGGUUUAUUGCGAAUUAAAAGCCGCACAUUGCGUCGAUAUCGAAGGAGGAAAUACUUAUUGGGACACCAUACCAGAUGAUUCAUGCAAAGGGAGCAGUUAUGGAGUUUUAUUCGACGGAUACGCUAUCAAAAUGCAAGACAGCACUGACGCCGGAUCCCAAACGGUAUAUUCUAUUACUACACAGGAUACUACCUUCGCUCUAGCAAGUAGAGGCGAGGUAAAGGCCUGCGGUUACCCCUUAGUAAAAACGGAGCACCCGAAACUGUUUAUCUUUGAAACCUUCACUGACCUGAGUAUCUUCAAAAAGAUACACAACCCGGCAAACACAGACAUCUUUACAUAUAUGAACUCCAAAUUCGUGUAUGUAGAAAAACAUUUCCGAGCACAAUUAAAUCAGCUUUACAGGAAUAUGUUAUAUCAGCAAUGCUAUCUCAAGCAGAAAAUGCUACAGAACGCACUGGCGAUAGCAACUCAAUCUCCAGAUAUAUUUGCAUAUCAUUUCAUGAAAGCAUCAGGUUAUACUUCGAUAUUAGCCGGAGAAGUAAUACACAUCAUUAAAUGUGUACCAGUGGAAGUUCAAGUAGCUCGAACGCCCAACUGCUAUACUCAACUUCCGGUAAUAAGAGAAAAUGAAACAUAUUAUUUAGCACCACAAACUCACUUACUGCUUCGCCAAGGAACACAGGUCAACUGCAACCUCUUAGCACCUGUGAUGUACCAAUUAGGAGAAGAUUGGUACAAAAUGGUGCCAAAUCCGAUAAAAUCCAUUCCGCCAACAACUUUGAAACCUAUGACUAAACCAGAAUGGAAAUACACCAGUCCUGGAGCACUGGCCACCAGCGGCAUUUACAGCCAAUCGGAUCUCGACGAAUUCAAAGAUCAUAUCUUAUUCCCAGCAGAACGACCUGCCGUUCUCAAUACAAUGGCUCGAGCAAUGAUGGGCCACAGCGCUACGAUCCAUGGAGGAUCAUUUACAAACCUUCUAGACGAAGCUUCAUUAGAAAAACUAGCCACUUCAACUUGGAACAAAAUCUGGGGACGAUUUUUGAUUUUCGGCAACAUUAGUGCUGGAAUAAUGGGAAUCUUCCUUAUUUUUCGGUUUAUUAAACUAUUACUGGACACCAUUUUACAUGGUUUAGCACUACACUCAAUAUAUGGGUGUUCCUGUUAUUUAAUAGGAGCUCUCUGGGACUCUCUUACACAAUUAUUAAUUCUAAUCGGCGGGAAGAAGACCACCAAAAUCAAUAAAGAUUUCACCGAGUUACAAGAACUCAAUGGUGGAUCUAGUAAUCCUCCUAUUACCACCGAACCACAUCCUACUACUAGCACUGGAUAUCAUAGUCUUCGUCCUUCACUCCCUCAAAAGGAGACUACUACUUACUCUCUCACUCUCAAACCAUAA
This is a messenger RNA of Harpegnathos saltator (Jerdon's jumping ant), 1664 nucleotides long. RefSeq lists its product as uncharacterized. The transcript has 2 exons. Lineage: Eukaryota; Metazoa; Arthropoda; Insecta; Hymenoptera; Formicidae. Bases 114 to 1664 code for a protein of 516 amino acids. The record is from RefSeq and is a predicted model, not a curated record.